This is a messenger RNA of Periconia digitata, 2141 nucleotides long. NCBI's taxonomy places the organism in Eukaryota, Fungi, Ascomycota, Dothideomycetes, Pleosporales, Periconiaceae. The record is from the annotation of a GenBank genome assembly.
UAACCAAUCCCAUAAGCGGCUAUUCUUGUAUACGAAAAGCAUGUUUCCGAUAAAGACCCACGUAAUACCUCUGGAAAGAGAAAUAGAGAAGAUAUAUGGCCUUUCUUUACCUCUUUCUUCGCAGCAACGAGGCGCUCGCCCCCCAAACGCCCCUUGCCCGCUUCUUAAUCUCACUCCAUCUAUCGUAGAGCGGGUAGAUAACGACGGUAAAGAAGGCCAAAAGUUGCUAAAAGAUAGCAACGGUAACCAACCCAAAAAGAAGCUCUUAGAGAAGAUAUAGUCGCGAUACAGCGGCAUGGGCCAGAGAACGAAGGUAAUAAGAACAAUAAGCCGAACCAAAUCCAUGCAACGCUAGUCUAAACAUUUAUUCUAAGAUUCUGCAACAAAUUGCAUACCUUGUUGGGUGCCCUUCUAAGCCGUAUGCUUACAAGACUUACUGUGCAAAAGGUUCAUACCUAACCUUGCAUAACAAUCGGGAUGAUCCUUGAGUAAUCGGAAUAAUCAUCGGAGUAAGCGGUGUUAUCAAUCCAUCAGAUAAAAGCUGCCGGCAGGACCCUAAACCAUUAAUCUGAAAAACCAAGACUAUAUUACUUUUCCUAUUUGCAAAAAUGGUUGCAUCUUCAACAAGUCCAAAACAUGGCACAACUACUCAGCCGCAAGAGCUCGCGCAAAUGCCUCCAGCGCACGUUACAAAUGUAGACACAUCGCCCACGAGCAAACGAGAUCCAGAUCAUGACCCUUUCCUGGUCGAGUUCACACCUGGAUUUGAUGUCCGGAAUCCCAAAGAUUGGACUACGAGCCGCAAGUGGUCCGUCACAGACGUCCUAUCAGCAUCCGGUUUUAAUCGUAUCAUGGUAUCCACAAUCAUGGCUCCCGCACUCACCACAAUCGCACACGAGCUUGAGAUGAGUCCGACAGAGUCUGCUCUUGCUCUUUCGAUAUACCUUCUCGCAUCUGCGUUUGGUCCCAUAUUCAUUGGUCCCUUGUCCGAAGUGUACGGACGACAGACCGUUCUACACGUCACUGGCGUGUGGUUUUUGGCGUGGAACGCGGCCUGCGGAUUCGCAAAGAACAAAGAAACGCUCAUUGCUUCGAGGUUUCUGGCCGGGUUUGGCGCAAGUAGUAUCUAUGCUCUGGCGGGAGGGGUUCUUGGGGAUAUCUGGGGACCCGAACAACGAGGUCGGUCGCUCGGUCUCUAUCUGCUCAUUCCCAUCAUCGGGGCAGCUGUCGGUCCCAUUAUUGGAGGUUUCAUGGCCGGAAGAACGACGUGGCGGUGGAUGUUCUGGUCCACUUCGAUUUUCCAAGCUGUGAUGGUCCUUGUCUCAUUCGGAGUAUUCCGCGAAACAUAUGCGCCGGUUAUACUGAAACGGCGAGCGGCGAUGCUGAGGCGUACGACCGGCGAUAGUCGUUACUAUACUAUCCAUGAGCGCAUGGAGGAAAGCCAUUCCCUGGCAUAUAUCCUGGCGAAAGCAUUCACUCGACCAAUGCGCCUUCUUCUACUACAACCUCUGGUCCAGACAGCGUCUCUCAUCUCGGCACUCUCGUACGGCAUAUUGUACAUUUUACUGUCCAGCUUCUCGGAUCUUUGGAUUCAACACUACAACAUGUCCGUUGAGAUGAGUGGCCUGCAUUAUAUCGCGCUGGCCGCUGGGGAACUAACGAGCUCCACGCUCGGUGGUUAUCUCCUUGACAGUAUCUACAGCCGUAUGAAAGCCCGCGACCCAGAGAAUGAAUUGGAGCCCGAGCACCGCCUUCCUUUCGCCCUCCCAGGGUAUCUCCUCUCCGUUCUUGCUCUUGUAUUUUACGGCUGGACUGCGCAAUUCAGAGUUCAUUGGAUUGCUGUGGACAUUGCGAUAUUCCUUGUGUCUUUUGGCCUUCAAUUGGCAGGGCUGCCGCAGCAGGCAUACGUCAUGGAUGUCUACCAGGAGCACACCAGCAGCGCUCUGGCCGCAUCGCAAUUCCCACGAAGUCUGGCGGCAUUCUUGUUUCCGCUUUUCGCGCCUGCCAUGUACCGUAGUCUGGGGUAUGGGUGGGCCAAUAGCGUGCUUGCUCUUUUGGGAUUGAUGCUGGGACUUCCGGGUUCUAUAUUCUUCUGGCGCUGGGGAAAGCGGAUGCGGAUGAAGUUUGUGGGUAGCUAUUGA